Molecule: messenger RNA, 3291 nt
Organism: Linum trigynum
Lineage: Eukaryota; Viridiplantae; Streptophyta; Magnoliopsida; Malpighiales; Linaceae
Source: the annotation of a GenBank genome assembly
GUAUAACUUGGGUUUUGAAAAACCAUGGAUAUAUGAGGGUUUUAGGUUCAUUAUGGAUUUGAUAAACACAAUUGUUUGUUUGAUGGAUUUCAUGAUGGAUUUUGUUAAUUAAAUUUGUAUGUAUGAAGUAUAAUUUACCUUUAUUGCCCUCAAUGAUAUAAGAAGAGAAAGCAAAUGUGAAGGGUAGGUUGGUAAUAAAUGAUGGACUUCAAAAUCCAUAAUCAAUUCCCAUCUAAAUAGGUGGAACUUUCAAGUCCAUGAGAUUCACCAAUUUGAUAUCUUAAAGUUUAUGGGACCCACGAAUUUGUUUCACCCAAAUGCAUGAUACAAACAAUGAAUUUUGGACAAAAUCCACGAUUAAUUCAAAUCCUUCAAACAAACAAGUCCUAAUGUGAUUGAAGCAAUCUCAUUUCAUCUGUCAUCACGCUGCCGUAUAGCAGAAAAGUUUGGACGGAGGAGCGGCUGCGGCCCCCAAUAAUCUCCUCUCAACUUAGAACGCGCAAUCGUCUUUCCCCCACCAAAGCCACCGCCGGGACGCGGAAGCCGGAGAUACUAGUAUUCGAUACCAAUCACGCGGCCAGGAUUUCUCAUCUCCGAAAUAAUGACGGACUACGAAGGAGGAAGGUACGAAGCCGACGAUUUUAACGACAAUAUCAACAGCAACGGCGGCGAUGGCGAUGGCGACUACGCCGCAGCUGCUAACGCCAGCGCUGGCGUCGCUUCCCCUCAGCCACGAGGCAGUGGCCACGGCGCCGCGGAUGACUUGCGCGAUUCUAGAUCUCUGGUACUCGCGCACACUUUUUGCUUCUUCUUUAUGAUGCCGUACUUCUUGGUGUUUUGAGAUUAGGGCUUUUCCGUGGGAGGUUUGGGUGGAUGCUGUUAGUUUGAUUGAAGAGUUCUGUUGAUGUUGUCUGAAGCCCUUAGUGACUGAAUUAGGGUUUAUUUUUCCAUAAUAGAGAAAGGAAGACGGGUGUUUUCUGGGUUGUUAGUGAUGAUUUUUUGAGAAUUUAUACCUUAAAUUAUUGUUUCAAUGGAGAAAAGGUAAAUUUGGUUUCCUUUGCUGCUAGAGUUUGUUAGGUGUAGUUCAGGUAUCCUUGCCCGCGAGUCGCUAAACUAUCACGAACUUUUUCAAAUCCCCGCAGAAGUUAGGUAAAACGAGUCUAUGUGUUUUUUUAAAGGCGAGUAUUAUUGAUCACAGCAAUGAUGUUAACUUGGAUCCCGAUUAGCUCACUGACUGUUGGCAAUAUAAUUUUAACGGAUGGUUGCUUUCAUGUCUUAAAGCUUUCUUACUGCAAUCUUAUCCUUAUGCAUUGUGUUUAUUGGACUCUGCAGCAUGAAUCUCGAGAUCGUGAAAGAGAAUCAUCAAAGAGUAGGGAAAAGGAAAGAGAAAGAAGGCGUGACAAAGAGAGGGAUCGAGACCGUGAAAGGGACAAGGAUAGGGAGAAGAGUAGGGACAGAGACAGAGAUCGGGAGAAGGACCGUCACCACCGUGAUAGAGAUAGAGAUAGAGACAGAGAUAGAGAUCGGCAUAGGGAUCGUAGUGAACGAAGGGAACGGGGUAGAGAUAGAGAUGACGAUGAGGAUCGUCCUCGAAGCCGGGAUUAUGAGAGGCGCAGAGAUCAUGAUAGGGACAGAGAAGAGAGACGCAUACGUAGCUCACGAUCUCAUUCCAGGGGUCGAUCUCCUUCUAAGGGUAGAUCUGAACAGAGAUCAAGGUCACGCUCUCGAUCACGUUCUAAGAGCAAAAGACCUAGUGGUUUUGAUAUGGCUCCUGCUGCUCCUGCGAUGUUGCCUAUCCCUACUGUCACAGGCCAGAUUCCAGGGGCCAAUCCUGCCCUCGCUGGAAUGUUUCCCAACAUGUUUCCGCUUUCGGCCGGUCAGACAUUUGGAACCCUUCCUGUAAUGCCAGUACAGGCAAUGACACAGCAGGCUACCAGGCAUGCGCGGCGUGUCUACGUUGGAGGCCUUCCUCCUACAGCUAAUGAGCAGUCUGUUGCAACAUAUUUUAAUCAAGUCAUGGCAGCUAUUGGAGGAAACACAGCUGGCCCAGGUGAUGCUGUGGUAAAUGUGUACAUAAACCACGACAAGAAGUUUGCGUUUGUGGAGAUGAGAUCUGUCGAGGAGGCCAGUAAUGCAAUGGCCCUGGAUGGUAUUAUGUUUGAGGGAGCUCCAGUGAAGGUGAGGAGGCCAACUGACUACAAUCCAUCUCUAGCAGCAGCCCUUGGCCCUAGUCAACCAAAUGCCAACCUCAACUUAGGUGCAGUGGGUCUAACCCCAGGUUCUGCUGGUGGACUUGAAGGUCCAGACCGUAUAUUUGUGGGCGGCCUUCCCUAUUACUUCACAGAAGCCCAAGUUAGGGAGUUGUUGGAGUCUUUUGGGCCGCUCCGAGGAUUUGAUUUGGUAAAAGAUAGAGAAACUGGGAACUCGAAGGGUUAUGCAUUUUGUGUCUAUCAAGAUGUUUCAGUGACAGACAUUGCAUGUGCUGCUCUGAAUGGAAUUAAGAUGGGCGACAAAACGCUAACCGUUAGACGCGCCAACCAGGGUGCGAAUCAGGCUAAACCCGAGCAAGAGAAUGUCCUAUUGCACGCCAAACAGCAGAUUGCUUUGCAGAGACUCAUGCUGCAACCAGCACCUACGAAAGUUGUAUGCUUAACUCAAGUUGUCACUGAGGACGAGCUGAAAGAUGAUCAGGAGUAUGAAGACAUCUUGGAGGACAUGAGAAUAGAAGGCGGGAAAUUCGGUGUUUGCCCCCUGAAACGUGGAGUUCAGUGUAAUAUGCUGAAUGUAGUCAUCCCCAGACCAAGUCCUGAUGGCGCUCCUUCGCCCGGAGUUGGCAAGGUGUUCUUGGAGUAUGCUGACACUGAUGGUGCUUCAAAAGCUCGAGCCGGCAUGAAUGGCAGGAAAUUUGGUGGGAAUCAAGUGGUAGCCAUCUUUUAUGCAGAAAACAGAUUCCAGGAAGGUGACUACGAUGGAUGAGAUGGGAUUUAGUAGCUGUAUACCCGCUAUGUUAUUAGGUCAAUGAACCCUUUUGACGGGUUAGGAAAGGUUGGAUGUUUUGGUAAUGAGGAGAACCCUAGGUUUGUUUUUCUUUUCUUUUAUCAUUGUUUCCCCCCAUUUUUCCUGAAUCAAAGAGAGUUGCUAGCAUUGAGAGAGUUUGCUUAUAUUACACAGUAGAAUGUGUUUUGACUUUUGAUUGGACGGGAUGAAAUAUGCAGAGCAUGUAGAAUCGUGUUUCGACUUUCGAACCUAUGCUAUUUUUGUGCUGAAGACCAAUACAUUUGACUCUUGCUU